UCCUGUGCCCGCCCCGCCCGCGCCCGCCCGGCCGCCGUCUCCGCCCGUCGCUGGCUCCGCGGCCGCCGGCUCCGACGAAGCCGAGGGCGGAGGGGAGGGGCAGGCGGCGCCCAGGAGGGAGGCACGGGCCGCAGGCCAAGCGGACCGGGGUCACAAUUUGGGUUUGCAGCAAAAAUGCUCUCAGAGCAGACAGCAGUCCUGGGGACAGGAUGGGAGUCAAUGAAUGUCCAGCUGGAUGGAGCAGAGCCUCAGGUGGAAAGGGGAAGCCAAGAAGAGGGGCCAUGGAGAAUAGCACCAGGGCCACUGGAACACCUGUGCUGUGACCUUGAAGAGGAACCACAGUCCCUUCAGGAGAAGGCUCAGUCAGCUCCCUGGGUUCCUGCCAUUCCCCAGGAGGGGAGCACCGGAGAUUGGGAGAUGGCAGCUGCACUUCUUGCGGCAGGAUCACAGGGCCUGGUGACUAUCAAGGAUGUGUCAUUGUGCUUCUCUCAGGAGGAGUGGCGGAGCCUGGACCCUUCUCAGACAGACUUUUAUGGAGAAUAUGUCAUGCAAGAAAACUGUGGCAUAGUGGUCUCUCUAAGAUUUCCAAUUCCCAAACUGGACAUGCUUUCUCAGCUAGAAGGAGGGGAAGAACAAUGGGUCCCUGACCCCCAGGACUUGGAGGAGAGGGACAUCCUGAGGGUCACAUACACAGGAGAUGGAAGUGAGCACGAGGGCGAUACCCCUGAACUAGAAGCAGAACCUCCCCGAAUGUUAUCUAGUGUGUCUGAAGAUACUGUUCUAUGGAACCCAGAACAGGAUGAGAGCUGGGAUUCCAUGCCCAGGAGCUCCAGAGGAAUGCUCCUGGGCCCACCUUUUCUUCAGGAAGAUAGCUUCUCAAACCUUCUAUGUAGCACAGAGAUGGAUUCCCUUUUAAGACCGCACACAUGCCCCCAGUGUGGGAAACAGUUUGUGUGGGGCUCCCACCUUGCCAGGCACCAGCAAACACACACUGGGGAGCGGCCCUACAGCUGCCUCAAGUGUGAAAAGAGCUUCGGGCGAAGACACCACCUGAUCCGGCACCAGAAAACCCACCUACAUGACAAGCCCAGCAGGUGCUCAGAGUGUGGCAAGAAUUUCCGAUGCAACUCCCAUCUGGCCAGCCACCAGAGAGUGCAUAUGGAAGGCAAAUCCUGCAAGGGUCAAGAGGUUGGAGAGAGCCCAGGGGCCAGGAAACGGCAGCGUGCCCCACCAGUGCCAAAGUGCCAUGUGUGCACUGAGUGUGGGAAGAGCUUUGGCCGACGGCACCAUCUGGUAAGACACUGGCUGACCCAUACUGGGGAGAAGCCCUUCCAAUGCCCUCGCUGUGAAAAGAGCUUUGGCCGUAAACAUCACCUGGACAGGCACCUGCUGACCCACCAGGGACAGAGUCCCCGGAGCAGCUGGGACAGAGGGACAUCUGUCUUUUGAAAUCUGUUUCUGCUGCAGCUGUGGUCACAUCUAUCAGCAGCUGGUGCUACCAGGAGACUCUGCCAGAACUGCCCCUCUCCUGCACCCCAGUGGCCAGAAUCAUGAUCCCUGGCUCCAUCCCUAGAAAGAGGAGGUUCUAACAUUGGCCAGACAUUUCUCACCAGUUCUGUGAGAUAGCACAUAAAAUGGAGUUCUUUGGGCAAAACUUUGAGGAAACAGUGCUUACUGCAUGGGCUGAUAUUCAGCCCUAGCCCAUUAUCAAGGGUACCACUUGAGAAUCAGCACUUUAUUGCUGUGGUCCAUUCUAAGUGGUUGGAACCUAUGCCAUACCAGUUAAACAUUUGAGUAACACCUUUGUGUACUGUAACUAUUCUAUCCUUUCUGUAUAUAGAGAGGAAGACCAUAUUAGUAUAUUGAAGGCUCUAAGAACUUACGUGUACAGAGAAUUGUUAAACACUUCUGACGCAGUGUUUCCUAAAUGUGUUUGACCUCAGCGUCCUUUCUAUCUCACAUCCCACAGAACUGGUGACUUCACGAAACACACUGGUGAACACUGGGUUAGAGGGUAAUGAGGAAACAGGAAAGAUAUAGUGAGCCCCAGAGCCCCCCCUUUUUUUUUAUCCAAAUGAAAGCUGAGGGGCAGACCUCAUUCCUGUGUGGGUCCAUCACACUUACCCUGAUCAUCCAAA
Molecule: messenger RNA, 2138 nt
Organism: Mustela erminea (ermine)
Lineage: Eukaryota; Metazoa; Chordata; Mammalia; Carnivora; Mustelidae
Gene: ZNF641
Product: zinc finger protein 641
Exons: 6
Coding region: 175-1449 (424 amino acids)
Biological process (GO): regulation of transcription by RNA polymerase II
Cellular component (GO): nucleus
Molecular function (GO): DNA-binding transcription activator activity, RNA polymerase II-specific; RNA polymerase II cis-regulatory region sequence-specific DNA binding
Source: RefSeq, a predicted model, not a curated record